CGUGCAGGGCGCGCGGUGGCAGCACCUCCCCGCGCGCGGCUUAAAAAGAAGAAGAAAAGAGGGAGCGAAACAUGAGAGCCCUAGUGAGCCGCAGCCGCCGCCGGCAGCAGCGCAGGGGGCAUCGCCCGGCCCGGCCGCCGCCGCCGCCGUCCCACCUCGGGGACACCCUUCCUAUGGGACGACAAGUGAAGGGCUGCCGCCGCCCGCUGCCCGGCCCGCCCCGAGCCUCGGCGCCCCGGCGCGGCAGCGGCCGCCGCUAAACCUGUGCCACUUGCACGGCUCGGCCGGCCCCGAGCAUCCUCCCGCCGGGCCCGGGGGCUCGCUGCCCCGCGCCCGCCUUCUGGCGUCCGCCUCCCUGGGAGCGGGGGUGCUUCUCCUCCGUAGGCUUUUUAAUUGCUACCGUGACUGUCCUCCUCCAGACUUUCCCCUUCUGUGGGAGGGAGGUGGUUUCCUGAUCUGAAGUGCACGGGAAAGUCAGUGGGAUUCCCCUCCUUCUGCCCCCACCCCCCCCUUUUUUGGGUGCAUUCACACGCUCCCUCAGGCAUGAUGCUCAAGAUGCUGCCGUUCAAGCUGCUGCUGGUGGCCGUGGUUCUGUGCUUCUUCGAGGGGGAUGCCAAGUUUGGGGAGAGCGGCGCCCGGAGGAGAAGGUGCCUCAACGGGACCCCGCCGAGGCGGCUGAAGAAGCGCGACCGGCGGGUGCUGUCCCCGGAGGCCCCGGGCGGCGGGGAGGCGAUGUGCCGCGGCCUCUACCCCCGCCUGUCCUGCUGCUCCCGCGCUGACGCGCAGGGGCUGCUGCACGCCGAGGCCAAGAUACUUUCUGUUACCAACAACACAGAAUGUGCGAAGCUACUGGAGGAAAUCAAAUGUGCACACUGCUCACCUCAUGCUCAGAACCUAUUCCACUCACCUGAGAAGGGGGAAACACCCGAGAGAGAACUAACUCUUCCCUACCUGUGCAAAGACUAUUGUAAAGAAUUCUAUUAUACUUGCAGAGGUCACAUACCAGGUUUUCUCCAAACUACAGCUGAUGAGUUUUGCUUUUACUAUGCAAGAAAAGAUGGUGGUGUAUGCUUUCCAGAUUUUCCAAGAAAACAAGUGCGAGGGCCAGCUUCUAACUCCCUGGACCACAUGGAAGAAUACGACAAAGAGGAAGAGAUCAGCAGAAAACACAAGCACAACUGCUUCUGUAUUCAGGAGGUUGUGAGUGGACUAAGGCAGCCUGUCGGAGCAGUACAUUGCGGGGAUGGAUCCCAUCGCCUCUUUAUUCUUGAGAAAGAAGGAUAUGUGAAGAUUUUCAGUCCUGAAGGAGACAUACUCAAAGAACCUUUUCUGGAUAUACACAAGCUAGUUCAAAGUGGAAUAAAGGGAGGAGAUGAAAGAGGACUGUUAAGCCUUGCAUUCCAUCCCAAUUACAAGAAAAAUGGAAAGCUGUAUGUGUCUUAUACCACCAACCAAGAACGGUGGGCUAUUGGACCUCAUGACCACAUCCUUAGGGUCGUAGAAUACACAGUGUCCAGGAAAAACCCACACCAAGUUGAUAUGAGAACAGCAAGAGUGUUUUUAGAAGUAGCAGAACUACAUCGAAAACACCUAGGAGGACAGCUUCUGUUUGGCCCAGAUGGUUUCCUAUACAUUUUUCUUGGAGAUGGCAUGAUCACUCUAGAUGAUAUGGAGGAGAUGGAUGGUUUAAGUGAUUUUACAGGUUCUGUAUUACGCCUUGACGUAAAUACUGACCUGUGCAACGUCCCUUAUUCCAUACCACGCAGCAACCCACAUUUUAAUAGCACAAACCAGCCUCCCGAGAUUUUUGCACAUGGACUCCACAAUCCAGGCCGAUGUGCUGUGGACCGCCACCCAACAGAUGUAAACAUCAAUUUAACUAUACUUUGCUCAGAUUCAAAUGGAAAGAACAGAUCUUCAGCACGAAUUUUGCAAAUAAUAAAGGGUAAAGACUAUGAAAGUGAGCCUUCACUUUUAGAAUUCAAACCAUUCAGCAGUGGAUCCUUGGUUGGUGGAUUUGUCUAUCGAGGCUGCCAGUCUGAAAGACUUUAUGGAAGUUAUGUAUUUGGAGACCGCAACGGAAAUUUUUUAACGCUGCAACAGAGUCCUGCAACCAAACAGUGGCAAGAGAAACCCCUCUGUCUUGGCAACACUGGUUCAUGUAGAGGUUUCUUUUCAGGCCCUGUCUUGGGAUUUGGUGAAGACGAAUUAGGUGAGGUUUACAUAUUAUCAAGCAGUAAAAGUAUGACACAGCCUCACAGUGGAAAACUCUACAAGAUCAUUGACCCAAAAAGGCCUUUAGUCCCUGAAGAAUGCAAAAGAACAGCUCAAUCUGCACAGAUACUGACAUCUGAGUGCUCCAGGCAUUGUCGGAAUGGGCACUGCACUCCCACGGGGAAAUGCUGCUGUAAUCAAGGCUGGGAAGGAGAGUUCUGCAGAACUGCAAAAUGUGACCCAGCCUGUCGACAUGGAGGUGUCUGUGUAAGGCCUAAUAAAUGCUUGUGUAAAAAAGGCUAUCUCGGCCCCCAGUGUGAACAAGUGGAUAGAAACAUCCGAAGAGUGACAAGGGCAGGUAUUCUUGAUCAGAUCCUAGACAUGACAUCCUAUUUGCUGGAUCUAACCAGCUAUAUUGUAUAGUUUCUGGGACUAUUUGGAAACUACACUUUCAACGGGCAUUUGUUUUGAAUCCUGUCAUUUUGAAAAGACUGUUAUCCUGCAACAAAUACCGGUAAUUUGAUUUACUUUAUUAAUUUAAGUAUAAUAUCCACAAAUGUGCAGAUAAAUUCUUUGUAUGUGUGUAAAUAUUUCUGUACACCUCCACAGACGUACGGAUAUCCAAUAUAUGCACACAUACACAUGCAUGCACUAUCACAAAUACGGUUUUACAGCUAGUGGAAUUUUUUUUAAUAUUUAUUUCUUCAUGAGAAAUAGUUUACAAAGUAAUUCCACUGUAAACCACAUUCUUGUCAAAGGACUUUUGUGAUGUCUUAAUGGAUUCUUGGGCAUCCCAGAAAUCUCGUGGCUGUACCUAUCUGAUUAUAGCAUUGAGAGAGCAGUUUUCAAACAUCGCUGUAUACACUGCUGGACUUAAUAAAUCCAGUUGUAACAGUUUCUAAGGCGAACUACAUCAUGAAACAGUAUUUCAGCACUCCUUAAUGCAUUCCUAUCUAGGCAAUUCAUUGUAAGACUGUAACCUUCACCUUCAUCAAUGUAACUCUAUUACAGAAUGUUACGCAUUUCUUUAUCUAGCAUAGAUGCAAAAAUCUGGUUAUCGCAGCUUAAUAUCAAGAUUGUUUCAAGUGUUUAAUAAUUAAAUUAUAUUCGCAUAUUUCAAAACCAGUCAUCCUAGAAGGUCUGCUUUUUAUCAUAUAUUUUAUUUAACAAUGGGCACUGGGUUCAUGUUACAUAUUUAUAUUAUUUUAUUUUAUUUUUAUAAUAUAGACAUCAUCUAGAUGAGACAGCUUUACCAUGUCCUGUAAAAUACUAAAGUUACAUUUUUCACCAACUUAAUUGGAAAGAUGGGGAAAGAGAGAGCAAACACACUCUUUAAUGUGUUGUGGACCUAAUCUAGAAAUGUAUCCUUGUGUCAACCCGUAUUCCUUUAUGAUGGAUGAAAAAUACAACAGCUAACCAAUCAUAAUAAAAUUCCAGCACAUGUUAAAA
Molecule: messenger RNA, 3663 nt
Organism: Falco peregrinus (peregrine falcon)
Lineage: Eukaryota; Metazoa; Chordata; Aves; Falconiformes; Falconidae
Gene: HHIP
Product: hedgehog interacting protein
Exons: 13
Coding region: 544-2637 (697 amino acids)
Source: RefSeq, a predicted model, not a curated record